CAAAACAAAAGGAAAAAAUGCGGAGCGCAAAACAAAAACACGUCUGAUCACUACGAAAGAUAAUCGGAUGACUUCUUACUUCUUCAGUGCCACCACCGAGUGGAUAUUCGAGAUGCUUGGCCAGAAUGACGUCAGCUUGCUGUAUAUGAUGUUCAUCCCACUGGUUUUCAUCAUGGGUGUGCCGUACUAUGACUGUGAGAAAAUUGGACUUGUGGUGGCCGAGAAGACGUUCAUCAACGAGUUCGUGGGCUACAAGCACCUGGGCGAAUUGAUCAAAGGCAACAAAGUUGAUCAUCGGAGCGCUGCAAUCGGCACAUUCGCCCUCUGCGGCUUCGCCAAUCCGGGCUCCCUGGGCAUCCUAAUAGCAGCUUUGAGCGCCAUGUCUCCAUCCAGACGCUCGGAUAUAUCGCGAGUAGCGGUGCGUGACUUCUUUGCUGGCAGUUUGUCAGCUAUACAACGGCAUCAAUUGCUGGUAUUCUUAUUCAAGAACGUGACAUGGAUACUAUAAACCAGAGAUUUGAUGUUCGAAGACUACUUAUUUACUACC
Molecule: messenger RNA, 547 nt
Organism: Drosophila miranda
Lineage: Eukaryota; Metazoa; Arthropoda; Insecta; Diptera; Drosophilidae
Exons: 3
Coding region: 68-508 (146 amino acids)
Biological process (GO): nucleoside transmembrane transport
Cellular component (GO): membrane
Molecular function (GO): nucleoside:sodium symporter activity
Source: RefSeq, a predicted model, not a curated record